Suillus paluster is the source of this 2619-nucleotide messenger RNA. RefSeq lists its product as uncharacterized. Gene Ontology annotation, biological process: regulation of transcription by RNA polymerase II. Gene Ontology annotation, molecular function: RNA polymerase II cis-regulatory region sequence-specific DNA binding; DNA-binding transcription factor activity, RNA polymerase II-specific. The record is from RefSeq and is a predicted model, not a curated record. The coding region runs from base 1 to 2619 and encodes 872 amino acids. The transcript has 7 exons. Lineage: Eukaryota; Fungi; Basidiomycota; Agaricomycetes; Boletales; Suillaceae.
AUGGCUGCUGUUAACUUGCAGACUAUGUCUUCAAGUAUACCUUUCGAUUUUCUACCUAUCAAUCAUCAGCAUUCAAGAUCAAACUCGGUCUCUUCAUCUUCUACUCAUUCACCUAAUUCUCGUCCGCAUUCUUCUCAUGGCAUGUCUCGCAUGUCAUCAGGAUUACCAGCUUCUAUGGAUGAUCACUACAGACUCUCUUAUAUGAGUGCUGAUCAAUCUCGCCACACUUCAUUCUCACUUCCACCUUCCGACAUGUCACAUCCCUCUGGUCAAUCUCCUCCAAACACUAAUAUUACUAAUCCUGCCCUUAAAGGCCAUAUCCGUCAAACUCAUCUCAGGGCUCGUGCCGCUGCUUCUCCGUACCCCCGCGAUACAGAGAGCGUCCACUCUUCAUCAAGUGAAACAGACGAUAUUUCCAUGUUCCUUGGAAAUCCUUCAGAUUACCCUACAAUGUAUGGGCAUCCUCAUUCAAUGCCCUCUAAUCAAGAAACCAUCCACACCGCCGGCGCUUUUGGUAGGAUGUCCCUUGGUCCUGAUCACGCAUUGGAAAAGCUCGCUGCAAACGUUCGAGUCGCUACAACCACUAGUGCAUCAGAUAGAGCUAAGCAGAUAUUCGUACAAGCUUGGUUGACAGCCAAUUAUGCACCUUAUCCAGAUGGGAACGUACCUCGCCAGGGUCUUUACUUUUCCUACCGACGGGUGUGCGAUCAGUACGGAAUUCCUCACAUCAACACUGCUACACUGGGAAAGGCUAUUCGAUUGUGUUUUCCAACUAUCAAAACACGGCGCUUGGGUGUUCGCGGAAAUAGCAAAUAUCAUUAUUGCGGCAUUCGUCCCGCUACCUCGGCUGAAGCCGAGUGGCUUCAGGAUUACAUCCGAAAAUCAAAUAAUAACGCUGGCCAGCAGUCAAUCAACGCUGCCCGUGCAGCCCAAGAAUCUUCCGACAAUCCAAAUAAAGGCGAAGAACGGUCCGAUGAAGACGAUGACGAGGAUUCCGAGGGAUCCAGCGCAUCGAAGAGGAACUCAUUGACUCUUUCGGGAGAUCUCAAGGCCGUCGGUCUCACUUAUGGAGAUAUCAGUGACAAAACACCUACCGCUAAUAGCUUGCUCUCUCAGGCGCAAGCUGUCGCUAGAAGUAACACUUAUCCCAGUCAUGCUUCGAUCCGUCGACACGCCAGCCAGCCAGAUCCAAACCUUGCUGCACAAUCUACUAUGUCGCUUGGACCCAGCACUGGUGGUUCUUUCGUGCCUUCGCAGCAGCAUGUAUCAGUCCGCCAUAUGCCCCACUUUCCAUCCAUCGAAGAGGCAAUAGGAUCCAAUUCUGCAUCUCCGCAAAGCAUCGCUGCUCGUGAGGUCUGGGGAUGGUUCCAAGAUCAUCUCGACGCCGUCCUAGAGAGUGCUCGUGCCUUCAGGUUCGAUCAGUUCGAGAUGCACCUGAGAAGUUUCUGGUCCAGCUUGAGUGGGAAUCAUCGGGAAGUGGUGCAUGCUCCCGCCAUCGCUGGCCUAAUGGCCAAAGCCGACGCAAUUCUAUAUGAUGAAAUCCUGGAGUUUUUAAGGUCCCAGAUGCUCUCCCCGAUCUCCCCUGCUGCUAUGACCAGCCUUAGAUCAUUGGCAAGCAAAAUGGAGAAGAUCCUGCUUCUUGCACUAGACGGAUAUGGCAAUACUUUCGUUGAGCCCAAGGUCGAGCUUGGAGCGCGGUUUGGGCAUCUUGUUUUACGCUUCCUGGACAUAUACCAAGUUACCCAGGCUCUCAAUACCGUAUUGACGAACCAGAAGCAGCUUUCCGAGAUGCGCCGCUCCUGGCAGAAAGUGGACUUUGAAUCUGUCCGCAACCAGUCUGCUCUAGUGUGCAAUUGUCGUCACGAGGAGCUUGUUCAGCUUCUAGAAGUCGAUUUUGUGUCCAUGAUGGACAGCCUGUCAAAGACUGCCGAGCCGGUUAGGGAGGUUAUGGCCUGGGCUGACAAAUGUUGCGAGAGGCUCAUGGGACAGCGGGUAGGAAGUGCUGAAGAUCGAGGCACCUUGAGUUCUCGAAGUGUCUUGAUUCGGUGGGGCUACGUGACCAGUCAGGUCAUGAGAGAUUUGACCAUUCGCAGCGACCCAGCCUUUGGAGCCUUCCAGAUCAUGAAACUAUUCCUGGAUGAUUGGAUCGCAGUCAACGUUCUGCGCAGCGUUGCCCUGUCUACUAACUCCGUGGCCGCAUCUGUCGAACCAGUGAUGCAGCAACAGUUCUUUUCAUUAUCUCCCAUGGCCGGCCAGGAAAGUUUUAACACCAUGGAGUCUCGUUCCGCUCAACACGUGAUGAGCCAUACCCCGACCACUUCAAGCAUGCUCGCAGCUUUGCAGCAGGACCCCUUCCCGACAGGCGCGCUGGACGCAUCAUCUUCUGGAUUUAAUGCAGACGCAUAUGGAGGUUUGAAUUAUAUGGAUACUUCAGUUCAGCCGGAGGAUGGUAUUCCUCCCGUCCAUCAGUCAGGACUAUCGUUCUCUGACUACGCGCCCGGGAAUUCGUUUGACGUUGCGUCAUUUGCGACGCAAGAUUUGGGCAUGAAUACCUCGUCAGGUACUAAUGGCGAGCAAGAUCGCGAGGCUGAGCCCGUCAAGACGGAGGCAGGGCCUUAG